CAUGAAUAAACCUAUUCAACCUUUACUUCCUAUGCAAGUAUAUGAUUUUAUUGGUAAACUUUACAUGGAAUUUUUUCAAGAAAAUCAAUUUCAAGAUAAAGCCUAAAAGAUCUAAUUAAUCUUGGAGAAUGAGAUGCAUAAGAAUUAAUCUUUCAUCAUACUUAUGAUCAAAUGGCUUCUAGAGUAUUAUAGGUAUUAAGUUAAACCAACUGAGCCUCAAAUCAAACCUGUUUAAAUAAUGAGGAGAAAACUAUUGAUGACAAUUGAUUAAAAUAAAUUGGAAGUGAAAAAGUCAUCAGAGUCACAAACUAAAAGAAUAAGAAUGUUAAAUUUAUCCAAAACUCCAGAAAAUGAUUAUAACACUCUGAGUUCGGCUAAUUAACAAUCAACCUUAAGGAGAAACAAAAUAAAUUAAAGACAGUUAUAUAAUGUGAUACCAGACUUGGAUUGGGAAAUACCUUGGGAUCGAUCAUAUAAAUUGUUAUACAAUAGAAACAAUAGAAUAUCUAAAUCUAUAUAAAAGCAUUUCAAUUGA
Paramecium octaurelia is the source of this 535-nucleotide messenger RNA. Lineage: Eukaryota; Ciliophora; Oligohymenophorea; Peniculida; Parameciidae. The record is from the annotation of a GenBank genome assembly.